Parnassius mnemosyne (clouded apollo) is the source of this 327-nucleotide messenger RNA. The record is from the annotation of a GenBank genome assembly. Lineage: Eukaryota; Metazoa; Arthropoda; Insecta; Lepidoptera; Papilionidae.
AUGCUCAGAAGAAAAGUCCUGUUUCAUCAAGAUAACGCCCGUGUUCACACGUCAGUACAGUCAAUGGCUGAAAUUCACAACUGUGGCUUUGAACUGUUACCGCAUACGCCGUAUUCACCUGAUCUGGCACCAUCAGACUUCUUUCUGUUCCCUAACCUAAAAAAGCACUUGGGAGGUCAAAGAUUUUCGACAAACGACGAGGUCAAAGCAGCUGUAGACGCAUAUUUUGACUUUAAGGAAGAAUCAUUUUUUUUCAACGGUCUAAAUGCUUGGAAGGGGAGGUGGCAAAAGUGUAUUGAACUUGAUGGUGAUUAUGUAGAAAAAUAA